This is a messenger RNA of Megalops cyprinoides (Indo-Pacific tarpon), 2429 nucleotides long. It is a transcript of the gene add3a, whose product is annotated as adducin 3 (gamma) a. Bases 319 to 2403 code for a protein of 694 amino acids. The transcript is spliced from 16 exons. Gene Ontology annotation, molecular function: actin filament binding. NCBI's taxonomy places the organism in Eukaryota, Metazoa, Chordata, Actinopteri, Elopiformes, Megalopidae. The record is from RefSeq and is a predicted model, not a curated record. Gene Ontology annotation, biological process: barbed-end actin filament capping. Gene Ontology annotation, cellular component: postsynaptic density; plasma membrane; cytoskeleton.
CACUGAGCCCAGCGCGCACACGCACUUGCAUACAGUACGAUCACAGCUGUUGAAAAGAGAGUGCAAGGCAACACCGCGCGUGUCAUUGCGGAAUCUCGGUGGACCGAAACUGGUACCUCUUACGGGGCUCGAUCUCGCAGGAUUGCAAUUUGGAUGUACAGCAAAAAAGUAGUGAAACAAAAGAUUGUUUAUACGGGUCGUCUUGGAUUCUGAAGUGAAGAAGAAACUAUGUUUCAUGACUGGAGAAAUUCUCAGCGAAAUAAAUGACACGUUGAAGAAAGCAUUAAAAAGGUGAAGAUCAGAGCCAAGCACUGAAGCAUGAGCGCAGAUGCUAGCCAUGGGGUGGUGACGACCCCUCCCGCACCCAGCGGGGGACAGAAGGAGAGGUACUUUGACCGAAUUGACGAGAACGACCCCGAGUACCUCCGUGCCAGAAACAUGUCCCCUGACCUCAGGCAGGACUUCAAUAUGAUGGUGCAGAAGAAGAGAGUCACCCAGAUCCUGCAGAGUCCGGCCUUUAAGGACGAGCUGGAGGGCCUCAUCCAGGAGCAGAUGAAUAAGGGAAAUAACCCCACUGGGCUGCUGGCCCUGCGGCAGAUCGCAGACUUCUUCAUGACCAGCACCGUGGCCGGCUUCUCCACCUCCCCCCUCAGCCUGGGGAUGGUCACCCCCAUCAACGACAUGCACGGAACAGAGUCUUCCACUCUGGUGAAGGGGGAGAAGCAGACCCGCUGCAAACUGGCCAGCCUGUACAGACUGGUGGACCUGUUCAGCUGGGCCCACCUCGCCAGCUCCUACAUCACAGUUCGGGUCAGCAAAGAGCAAGACCACAUUCUCAUUAUUCCCAGAGGUCUGAGUUUCGCAGAGGCCACGGCGGCGAAUUUGGUAAAAGUGAACAUCAUCGGGGAGGUGGUGGACCAGGGCUCCACCAACCUGCGGAUCGACCACUCGGGGUUCAGUCCCCACGCCGCCAUCUACUCCAUGCGCCCCGAUGUCCGGUGCAUCAUUCACAUCCACACGCCCGCCACCGCUGCCGUGUCAUCAAUGAAAUGUGGAAUCCUCCCCAUCUCCCAAGAGGCCCUCAUCCUGGGCGAUGUUGCCUACUACAAUUACCAAGGAAGCCUGGAUGAGCAGGAGGAGAGGAUCGAGCUCCAGAAGGCCCUGGGCCCGUCCGCCAAGCUGCUGGUGCUGAGGAACCACGGAGUGGUCGCCCUGGGAGAAACCAUAGAAGAGGCCUUUCAUUACAUCUACAAUGCCCAGUACGCCUGCGAAAUCCAGGUGAGCGCAUUCUCCUGUGCCGGGGGAGUGGACAACUUAAUAGUGCUGGAUGCGGAGAAGUACAAGCCACUGACCCAUGGGGUGGCCAUCGCUGGGGUCAACAUGGGAGGCCAGCACAAGUGGAAAGUGGGAGAGCUGGAGUUUGAGUCUCUCAUGAGGAUGCUAGAUAACCUGGGUUACAGGACGGGCUACGCCUACAGGCACCCCAUCAUCCGUGAGAAGCCGCGGCACAAGAGCGAGGUGGAGAUCCCGGCCACGGUCACGGCGUUCAUGUUCGACGAGGACGAGGGCGUGCCCCGCUUCCCCUUCAAGUUCCUGGCACAGAGGCAGCAGCGCGAGAAGACCAGGUGGCUGAACUCACCCAACAGCUACAUGCGUGUCAGCGUGCCCGGGGCCGGCCAGGCCGAGGACAGCCACACCCGGACCAAGACCAUGUGGAUGAAGUCAGAAGACGCCAGUAAUGGCAGUGGUACUCCAAUUAGGAUCGAGGACCCAAACCAGUUUGUUCCUCUGAACACAAAUCCCACUGAAGUCCUGGAGAAGAGAAACAAGAUCCGAGAGCAGAACCGAUACGACCUGAUGACAGCUGGGCCGCAGUCCCAGCUGCUGGCUGGCAUCGUGGUGGACAAGAAACCCGGACCUGAUGAGGUCCACGUAAAGCCCUUCGUGGUUCCUGACGAGGAGCAGAUGGGUCCCCUGCCUCCAAACCCCUUCAGUCAGCUGUCCGAGAAAGAGCUGGAGGAAUACAGGAGGGCCGUGGAGCGCCGGCAGCUCGGCAUCGAGGAUGCUGAGCACGAGCUAACAUCCGAUGACGGUUCUGCUCUCUCUCAGUCUCAGUCACAAACUCAGUCUCCACAGAUAACUCCGGCGAAAGAAGAGAACCACACGGUCAUGCUGAACGGGAAGGACGACUCGCACGAGGCCGAGGACGAUCUGAGCAAGCGUGUGAGCCAGCUGACCACCAGCGUGGAGAGCGUGGAGAUCACUGUCAAGGGCGGCGAGAAGAUCGAGGAGGCCCUGACCCCCGAGAGCUCCCCCUCCAAAUCCCCUAGCAAGAAGAAGAAGAAGUUCCGCACCCCCUCCUUCCUGAAGAAGAACAAGAAGAAGGAAAAGGCCGAGACCUAGAGAGAGAAAGAGGGAGGAAGAGCUGA